AUGUCGUCUGGCUUUGUUUCAGGGGAUACAACGGAGUAUACUCCGGCGAAUGAUGGGGAAUGGCAGAAGGUGAAACAAGAGCUUGAAGCAUCGCGGAAACGUAGAGCAGAGCAACAGGGGACGCAGGAGGGGGGGAAGAGUCUCUACGAUAUUCUUCAGCAGAAUAAAGCGGCAAAACAAGAAGCGUUUGAGGAAUCAAUCCGGCUGAAGAACCAAUUUCGAGCUCUCGAUGAAGAUGAAGUUGAAUUUCUAGACUCGUUGCUGGAGUCAACUCGCGCCAAAGAGGCUGCUGUACAGAAGGAAACAAUGGAGCAAUUGGAAUUAUUUCAUCGCCAACGGGAAGAAGCAGAGAAGAAAGCAUUUCUUGAGGAAAACGGCCCAGAUCACCCGAGUGGCGGGCUAGCCACUGAAGAGGAGCAGUGGGUGAUCUCGAAUAAGAAACGGAGACGGGCUAAAGAGAAUGAUACUCUUCAAGGGGUGAAGCUCCGAAAGUCGUCUACCACCACUAGCCUACCCCCCGCCAGUCAAAGGGCCACGGCAGCCCCCGGUGUCAAGAUCGUCGCGGCGUCAGACCCGCAGGCCAAAGAAGGAUCUCACUGUGGCGGCAACGAUGCUUCAAAGCUAAUCGAGCCGCAGGAAAAUGCAGCCUCACUGAAAGCGCCGAUUGGAACAAAGCCUGCCGCGGCAGUAUCUUCAGCUCUUGGGUUGGGCGCAUAUAGCUCUGAUGACGAUUGA
Molecule: messenger RNA, 735 nt
Organism: Uncinocarpus reesii 1704
Lineage: Eukaryota; Fungi; Ascomycota; Eurotiomycetes; Onygenales; Onygenaceae
Exons: 2
Coding region: 1-735 (244 amino acids)
Cellular component (GO): nucleus
Source: RefSeq, a predicted model, not a curated record